CACUCCCUCCUUCCUUCCUUCCCCUCCGCCCCGUCGGCUCUGGUCUUGACGUCAUUACUGGCGCGACGACUUUCUCCCCCAAGUCUCCUUAACCCAGGGGCAUCGAAGAAGAUGGCGGCCUUGACCGGAGUCCGAGUGCUUAGUCGGGCGCUUGUGGUCACCCCGAACCUUGGCACCUGGAGGGGUCUGAUGACCACGGCUGCUGUUCGAGCUACCCCGCGGAGUGCGGUAGAUGAUGUGAAGGUGGAAGGGGCAUUCCCUGUCACUAUGCUGCCUGGUGAUGGUGUGGGGCCUGAGCUCAUGCAUGCUGUUAAAGAAGUCUUCAAGGCGGCCAGUGUCCCUGUGGAGUUUCAGGAGCACCAUCUGAGUGAGGUGCAGAACAUGGCCUCAGAAGAGAAGCUAGAGCAAGUGCUGAGCUCCAUGAAAGAAAACAAGGUCGCUAUCAUCGGAAAAAUUCACACUCCAAUGGACACCGAGUACAAGGGGGACUUGGCCUCUUAUGACAUGCGGCUCAGGCGUAAGCUGGACCUCUUUGCCAAUGUCGUUCAUGUCAAGAGCCUUCCAGGAUACAAGACUCGACACAACAAUCUGGACUUGGUGAUCAUCCGUGAGCAGACUGAAGGAGAAUAUAGCUCCCUGGAGCACGAGAGUGCCAGAGGCGUGAUUGAAUGUUUGAAGAUCGUCACUCGUGCCAAGUCCCAGCGAAUUGCCAAGUUUGCCUUUGACUAUGCCACCAAGAAGGGCCGAGGGAAGGUCACAGCCGUGCACAAGGCCAACAUUAUGAAGCUUGGCGAUGGGCUAUUCUUGCAGUGCUGUGAGGAGGUGGCUGAGCUAUACCCCAAAAUCAAGUUUGAGACCAUGAUCAUAGACAACUGUUGUAUGCAGCUGGUGCAGAAUCCAUACCAGUUUGAUGUGCUCGUGAUGCCCAAUCUCUAUGGAAACAUCAUUGACAACCUGGCUGCGGGUUUGGUAGGGGGUGCAGGUGUGGUUCCUGGUGAGAGCUACAGUGCAGAAUAUGCUGUUUUUGAAACAGGAGCAAGGCAUCCAUUUGCCCAAGCUGUGGGUAGGAAUAUUGCCAACCCCACUGCCAUGCUGCUGUCUUCCAGCAAUAUGCUGAGGCACCUCAACCUGGAAUAUCACUCCAACAUGAUUGCUGAGGCUGUGAAGAAGGUGAUAAAAGUGGGCAAAGUUCGGACUCGGGACAUGGGCGGCUACAGCACCACGUCUGACUUCAUCAAGUCUGUCAUCAGCCACCUGCACCCCCCUCAUGGGGGCUAGAACCUCUUCCCAUUUCCUUAUCUUGCCCUUGACUAGAGCCCCUGGACAAGUCCCAUUGUUCUCACCCAGCUUCCAUAAAAUGGACCACUUGGAGGAUCGUGCCUCUGCCCCAUUCCAUUCCAUGGGACAAGAUCUUUAUCAUCUACAGCUGUUUGUGCUUUUGUCUCAAUAAAAACGGACCAGUCAGGAUCCUUUGUGCCAUCCCUUCCAAUUUAAUGUGGGGCUUUUGGUGGACAAUCCCCUUAUCAGUAUGGGGGAAGGUAUUAAAAAAAAUUUGUGAACAGAAAUGGGAUGAGGGCCUGAGGGAGGAAAGAAAAUCCAAGAAAUUAUCUUGGGUCCAAGGUUAAAUUAUUACCCCCUUUUCCCUCACAGGUACGCACCCCGGACAUGGGUGGCUAUGCCACCUGCCGGGAUCUCACCCAGGCCAUCAUUAGUAGCCUGUCUACCCCACAAGCAUCCUGACAAAUCUGGGAGAAGAAAUAAAUUAAACCAAGGUAGCA
Molecule: messenger RNA, 1778 nt
Organism: Gracilinanus agilis (Agile Gracile Mouse Opossum)
Lineage: Eukaryota; Metazoa; Chordata; Mammalia; Didelphimorphia; Didelphidae
Gene: IDH3B
Product: isocitrate dehydrogenase (NAD(+)) 3 non-catalytic subunit beta
Exons: 12
Coding region: 112-1278 (388 amino acids)
Biological process (GO): isocitrate metabolic process; tricarboxylic acid cycle
Cellular component (GO): mitochondrion
Molecular function (GO): oxidoreductase activity, acting on the CH-OH group of donors, NAD or NADP as acceptor; magnesium ion binding; NAD binding
Source: RefSeq, a predicted model, not a curated record